AUGCCAAUCCACGCUCGAGCUGUUUUAAUACCGGAAGAAUAUUUACAACAAACCGAACAAUUUCAUGCAGCUUCUCAAGCGCCCAAAUCCGCGGACGGAACAAAAGAGGCUGGAAAAGAUAAACAGCAAACUACACAAGUACAUGGAACAAUAAAUUUUGUCCAAGAUGAAAGCGGGACGGUUACAGUUACUGGAGAAGUAAAAGGACUUAAACCUGGUUUACAUGGAUUUCAUAUCCAUGAAUUUGGUGAUACAACAACAGGUUGCACGUCAGCUGGAGCCCACUUCAAUCCGGAUAAAAAGGAGCAUGGCGGUCCAGAAGAUUCAAAUCGACAUGUCGGCGAUCUCGGUAAUGUUGAGGUGAAGAAUGGCGACAGUGUAACCGUGAAUAUUACUGAUAAAUUUAUUAAACUCAAUGGUGAGAAAUCGAUUGUUGGCCGAUGUAUUGUCGUGCAUGAAGACCCCGAUGAUUUGGGAAAAGGUGGUCAUGAUGAUAGUAAAACCACGGGUCAUGCUGGCAAACGUUUGGCUUGUGGUAUAAUUGGUGUAGUCAAAGGUUAA
Molecule: messenger RNA, 561 nt
Organism: Didymodactylos carnosus
Lineage: Eukaryota; Metazoa; Rotifera; Eurotatoria; Philodinida; Philodinidae
Source: the annotation of a GenBank genome assembly